Molecule: messenger RNA, 1107 nt
Organism: Zalophus californianus (California sea lion)
Lineage: Eukaryota; Metazoa; Chordata; Mammalia; Carnivora; Otariidae
Product: endogenous retrovirus group K member 13-1 Env polyprotein-like
Exons: 1
Coding region: 1-1107 (368 amino acids)
Molecular function (GO): structural molecule activity
Source: RefSeq, a predicted model, not a curated record
AUGGCCUGGGGAGAUGGCGGCAUCGCAGACCCUCGUAUAUCACAUCAGAAAUUUCCUGAUCAUAUUCAAACGCACUUAUGGAAAAUUGCAGCUGCGCUUAAGACUGUUCGAAUGUACAAUGGAGCUUUUUCUGGCACAGCAAAUUCUGCAUCAACUUAUAACUUCACCAUGUUUAAAGAAAUGAAUGUGACUGCAUGUGUGCCUUUACCAUAUUUGUUUCUGAUAGGGAAUUUUAGCUUUGAUAAUGGAAUUAACUGUGCCAAAUGUCGACUAUACUCUUGUGUUAAUAGUUCUAUAGAAUUUAAGCCAGAAUAUCCUUUUAUGAUUUUGCAACAACGUUCUCAUAUUUGGCUUCCGGUAAAUUUACAACGACCGUGGGCGCAAAAUCCCGUAGACGCCUUAGUUUUAGAAUUUUUCAAAAAGAUGCUGAAACGCACAAAACGUCUUGUUGGCAUUGUGGUGGCCAUUAUUUUAAGUCUAAUCACAGUUACCACGUUAGCCGCGGUGUCAGGUAUUGCAUUACAUACAUCUUUACAAACUAAACACUUUGUGGAAAAUUGGCACUGUGACUCUCGAGAUCUUUGGCUUUCACAAACUAUGAUUGAUACUCGCUUACAAACACAAAUAGAUGUCCUGAGACAGACUGUGAGUUGGUUAGGAAAGAAGGUCUUGACGCUAGAGAGGCAAAUUUGGCUGCAUUGCGAUUGGAAUUCCACAACCUUUUGUGUUACCAAUUUAAGAUACAAUGAGUCACAGCAUGAUUGGAGCAUCAUCCAAAGAUACUUAGAAGGUAACUCGUCAGCGACUGACAUGAUUAAUAAUUUACAUACAAAUAUUCAGGAAAUGUUUGGUAGACCAUUUGAGACUGAAGAUGCUGCCACGUUGGCCGAUUUAUUCCUUAAACAACUUGAGGGACUGGAUCCUAAAGGUAUUAUUCAGAGUUUGGGGCACACUGCAGGAGGAAUGGGGUUCGUUCUACUGGUUAUUAUCUUAUGCUUCAUGCUGUUACAUUUUUGCUAUUUAAAGCCAUCACAGAAUUCUAUGGCCACCCUCUGGAAGGCAAUUUUAUUAAAACAAAAGAAAAAGGAGGGAAUUGAAAUGGUAUAG